ACUCACGUUCGGUGUUCUAAAUUUUACGGCUUGUGCGUCUGGGUUCAGGUUAUGAUAUUUCAAUAUGGAUGUGUUGCAUUCCGAACUUUUCCGAAACAGUAACUUCGACAACGUCAUCGUCAAAUCCACUGCAACUGGAAGCCAAAUUCUCAGAACGAACGUCAGCAGCGAAGCAGAGCUUGCUCUGUGGAAAGAGCUGUACUGCCGCGCAUCAAAAACUUCACUCAACGUAAUUUACUCACGAAACCCUGUCGGUGAACGCAUAUUUUUUAGCCAAAAACUGCUGUGCCAAUUUGGAGAUAAAAGACACAAGGGAGUGAAGAAGCACAACACAGGAUGCUCCUUCAGGAUGCAUAUCCAGAUCAAGAAAGCGAGUACGCGGAAGAGGAAGGACGACAAACUGCUCGACACUCAUCCAUGUAUCAUCGUCGUGACUGGAGAGCACAACCAUGCAGCGUGUGCAAAGGCGCUGAAAGAGCUUCGAGUGCUCCCUGAGGUGGAAAAGGAGUUCUUUGAAUACUUUCACCGAGGCAUGGGCGCAGCAGAGGCGCAGCGGUACCAUCGCCUGAAGCUCGAUCUGGGGUCGGAGUUCUGGAUGGAGCACGCCCGCGCCGAUACCAACCCGACGCUCCGAUCCGUACAGUACAUGCGAGAGAAGUGGGCCAAAGCAACUGUUGGAGGCUACAACGACGAAGACAUGUUCGACGCGCUAAAAAGGUACGCAGCUACCACUAAAAGCGUGAUCGAGGUUGAGAGAAGCAGCUCGGGCUCAUUCUGCGUGGCUCUGGUGACGCCGUUCAUGAAGCGCGUCCAUGCCCUCCGAGAGGCUGGAGAGGUGGUGUUUGUUGACGCCACAGCUUCUGUCGAUCGUCUAAACACCGCGGUCUUGCCGCUGCUCUGCUGCAGCCCUGCUGGAGCCCUGCCUUUGGGAGUGGUGUUCUCCUCAUCUCAAGACGAGGCUCAACUGACAACAGGCUUCCAGCUCCUCCAGAAAGCUGUCGGCAGUGGAGCCUUCAAUGGACGAGGGCAUCCUUCCGCUUUCAUCACGGACAACUGCGAUGCUGAACGAAGGGCACUGCGGACCGUCUGGCCUGAAGCCGAACAGUUCCUCUGCGUUUUUCAUGUACUGCAGCAGGUCUGGAGGUGGCUCCUAGACAGCAAACACGGCGUCCCGAAGGACAAACGACAGGAACUGAUGCGCAUCAUGCAGAAACUGGUGUAUGCGGAAAGCCCAGAACGCUUUCAGGCUCUCCUGGCUGCAGAAGACAUAACCCAUGAAGGUUUCGCCAGGUACAUGGAGGGCCUCAUCGAAAGGCGCGCUGAAUGGGCGAUCGCGUACCGCCAAGGAUCCGCACUUCGAGGGAACCACACGAACAACUAUGCGGAGGCCACGAUGUGCAUCAUCAAAGACAUCGUCAUGAACAGGUAAU
Messenger RNA from Amphibalanus amphitrite, 1430 nucleotides. Its product is annotated as PKS-NRPS hybrid synthetase cheA-like. Bases 65 to 1429 code for a protein of 454 amino acids. The transcript is spliced from 5 exons. Lineage: Eukaryota; Metazoa; Arthropoda; Thecostraca; Balanomorpha; Balanidae. The record is from RefSeq and is a predicted model, not a curated record.